CAGGAGGAGGAGAAAGGGUGCGCAGCCCGGAGGCGGGGUGCGCCGGUGGGGUGCAGCGGAAGAGGGGGUCCAGGGGGGAGAACUUCGUAGCAGUCAUCCUUUUUAGGAAAAGAGGGAAAAAAUAAAACCCUCCCCCACCACCUCCUUCUCCCCACCCCUCGCAGCACCACACACAGCGCGGGCUUCUAGCGCUCGGCACCGGCGGGCCAGGCGAGUCCUGCCUUCAUUUAUCCAGCAGCUUUUCGGAAAACGCAUUUGCUGUUCGGAGUUUAAUCAGAAGAGGAUUCCUGCCCCCGUUCUCGGCUCCUUCAGCGUUCCCCCUCCCCUGUCUCUCUCCUGGGGAGGCGUGAAGCGGUCCCGUGGAUAGAGAUUCAUGCCUGUGCCCGCGCGUGUGUGCGCGCGUGUAAAUUGCCGAGAAGGGGAAAACAUCACAGGACUUCUGCGAAUACUGGACUGAAAAUUGUAAUUCAUCUGCCGCCGCCGCUGCCUUUUUUUCUCGAGCUCUUGAGAUCUCCGGUUGGGAUUCCUGCGGAUUGACAUUUCUGUGAAGCAGAAGUCUGGGAAUCGAUCUGGAAAUCCUCCUAAUUUUUACUCCCUCUCCCCCUCGACUCCUGAUUCAUUGGGAAGUUUCAAAGCAGCUAUAACCGAAGAGUGCUGAGGAUUGAUGGGAUCGUUGCCUUAUGCAUUUGUGUUGGUUUUACAAAAAAGGAAACUUGACAGAGGAUCAUGCUGUUCUUAAAAAAUACAACAUCACGGAGGAAGUAGACUGAUAUUAACAAUACUUACUAAUAAUAACGUGCCUCAUGAAAUAAAGACCCGAAAGGAAUUGAAAUAAAAAUUUCCUGCAUCUCAUGCCAAGGGGGAAACACCAGAAUCAAGUGUUCCGCGUGACCGAAGACACCCCCUCGUCCAAGAAUGCAAAGCACAUCCAAUAAAAUAGCUGGAUUAUAACUCCUCUUCUUUCUUUGGGGGCCGUGGGGUGGGAGCUGGGGCGAGAGGUGCCGUUGGCCCCUGCUGCAUUUCCUCUGGGAAGGAUGGCGCACGCUGGGAGAACAGGGUACGAUAACCGGGAGAUAGUGAUGAAGUACAUCCACUAUAAGCUGUCGCAGAGGGGCUACGAGUGGGAUGCGGGGGAUGUGGGCGCGGCGACCCCUGGGGUCGCCCCCGCACCGGGCAUCUUCUCCUCCCAGCCCGGGCACACGCCCCAUCCCGCCGCGUCCCGGGACCCGGUCGCCAGGACCUCGCCACUGCCGACCCCGGCUGCCCCCGCCGCCGCCGCGGGGCCUGCGCUCAGCCCGGUGCCACCUGUGGUCCACCUGACCCUCCGCCAGGCCGGUGACGACUUCUCCCGCCGCUACCGCCGCGACUUCGCCGAGAUGUCCAGCCAGCUGCACCUGACGCCCUUCACCGCGCGGGGACGCUUUGCCACGGUGGUGGAGGAGCUCUUCAGGGACGGGGUGAACUGGGGGAGGAUCGUGGCCUUCUUUGAGUUCGGUGGGGUCAUGUGUGUGGAGAGCGUCAACCGGGAGAUGUCGCCCCUGGUGGACAACAUCGCCCUGUGGAUGACUGAGUACCUGAACCGGCACCUGCACACCUGGAUCCAGGAUAACGGAGGCUGGGACGCCUUUGUGGAACUGUACGGCCCCAGCAUGCGGCCUCUGUUUGAUUUCUCCUGGCUGUCUCUGAAGACUCUGCUCAGUUUGGCCCUGGUGGGAGCUUGCAUCACCCUGGGUGCCUAUCUGGGCCACAAGUGAAGUCAACACGCCUGCCCCAAACAAAUAUGCAAAAGGUUCACUAAAGCAGUAGAAAUGAUAUGCAUUGUCAAUGAUGUACCAUGAAACAAAGCUGCAGGCUGUUUAAGAAAAAAUAACACACAUAUAAACAUACACACACACAGACACACACACACACACACACACACACACACAACAAUUUUCAGGCAAAAUGUCGAAUCAGCUAUUUACUGCCAAAGGGAAAUAUCAUUUAUUUUUUACAUUAUUAAGAAAAAAAGAUUUAUUUAUUUAAGACAGUCCCAUCAAAACUCCUGUCUUUGGAAAUCCAACCACUAAUUGCCAAGCACCGCUUCGUGCGGCUCCACCUGGAUGUGCUGUGCCUGUAAACACAGAUUCGCUUUCUGUGUUGUUGGCCGGACUAACUCACCAUUUGAAGAGCAGAUGUAUGGAAAAAGGACCUGAUCGUUGGGGAAGCUGGCUUUCUGGCUGCUGGAGGCUGGAAAGAAGGUGCUCAUUCACUUGUAUGUCUUUGCCCUGGGGGCUGUGAUAGUAACAGAGGGAGGGUUCCUGGGGGGAAGUCCAUGCCUCCCUGGUCUGAAGAAGAGACUUUUUGCAUAUGACUCACAUGACGCAUACCUGGUGGGAGGAAAAGAUUUGGGAACUUCAGAUGGACCUGGUACCCACUGAGAUUUCCACACCGAAGGACAGCGAUGGGAAAAAUGCCCUUAAAUCAUAGGAAAGUAUUUUUUUAAGCUACCAAUUGUGCCGAGAAGCAUUUUAGCAAUUUAUACAGUAUCAUCCAGUACCUUAAGCCCUGAUUGUGUAUAUUCUUAUAUUUUGGAUACGCACCCCCCAAAUCCCAAUACUGGCUCUGUCUGAGUAGGAACAUAAUCCUCUGGAACUUGAGGAAGUAAACAUUUCGGUGACUUCGGCAUCAGGAAGGCUAGAGUUACCCAGAGCAUCAGGCCGCCACAAGUGCCUGCUUUUAGGAGACCGAAGUCCGCAGAACCUGCCUGCAUCCCAGCUUGGAGGCCUGGUCCUGAAACUGAGCCUGGGCCCUCACUGGCCUCCUCCAGGGAUGAUCAACAGGGCAGUGUCGUCUCCGAAUGUCUGGAAGCUGACGGAGCUCAGAAUUCCACUGUCAAGAAAGAGCAAUAGAGGGGUGCGGCUGGGCCUGUCACCCUGGGGCCCUCCAGAUAGGCCCAUUUUCACGUGGAGCAUGGGAGCCACAACCCUUCUUAAGACAUGUAUCACUGUAGAGAGAAGGAACAGAGGCCCUGGGCCCUUCCUAGCAGAGGGACACGGUGAAGGCUGGGAACAUGAGGAGAGGCAACGGCCAUGGCCCAUUUUGGCCGUAGCACAUGGCACGUUGGCUGUGUGGCUGUGGCCCACCUGUGCAGUUUAAAGCAAGGCUUUAAAUGACUUUGGAGAGGGUCUUAAAUCCUAAAGGAAGCAUUGAAGUAAGGUGUCAUGGAUUAAUUGACCUAUAUCUAUGGAAUUACAUGUAAAACAUUAUCUUGUCACUGUAGUUUGGUUUUAUUUGAAAACCUGACAGAAAAAAAAAAGUUCCAGGUGUGGAAUAUGGGGAUUAUCUGUACAUCCUGGGGCACUUAAAAACGAUCAAUGGUGGGAAACUAUAAAGAAGGAACAAAAGAAGUGACAUCUUCAGCAAAUAAACUAGAAAGUGUUUGUUGUGUUUUUUUCUUCCAGUUUAGAAUCAGCCUUGAGACAUUGAUGGAAUAACUCUGUGGCAUUAUUGCAUUAUAUAUCAUUUAUCUGUAUUAACUUUGGAAUGUACUCUGUUCAGUGUUUAAUGCUGUGGUUGAUAUUUCGAAAGCUGCUUUAAAAAAAUACAUGCAUCUCAGCGUUUAUUUUUUUUUUAAUUGCAUUUAGUUAUGGCCUAUACACUAUUUGUGAGCAGAAGUGAUCAUUUUCUGUUUGGGAUUUUUGUCUCUUGAUUCUUCAAAAGCAUUUCUGAGAAGGUGAGAAGCCCUGAGUCUCAGCUACCUAAGAAAAACCUGGAUGUCACUGGCCACUGAGGAGCAUUGUUUCAACCAAGUCAUGUGCAUUUCCACGUCAACAGAAUUGUUUAUUGUGACAGAUAUAUCUGUUGUCCCUUUGACCUUGUUUCUUGAGGGUUUAUUCAUCCCUGGGCAAUUCCGCAUUUAAUUCAUGUUAUUCAGGAUUACAUGCAUGUUUGGUUAAACCCCUGAGAUUCAUUCAGUUAAAAAUCCAGAUGGGGAAUGACCAGCGGAUUAAAAUCUAUGGUGGUUUGACCUUUAGAGAGUUGCUUUACGUGGCCUGUUUCAACACAGACCCACCCAGAGCCCUGCCCUCCUUCCGUGGGGGCUUUCUUGUGGCUGUCCUUCAGGGUCUUCCUGAAAUGCAGUGGCGCUUACGCUCCACCAAGAAAGCAGGAAACCUGUGGUAUGAAGCCAGACCUCCCCGGCGGGCCUCAGGGAACAGAAUGAUCAGACCUUUGAAUGAUUCUAAUUUUUAAGCAAAAUAUUAUUUUAUGAAAGGUUUACAUUGUCAAAGUGAUGAAUAUGGAAUAUCCAAUCCUGUGCUGCUAUCCUGCCAAAACCAUUUUAAUGGAGUCAGUUUGCAGUAUGCUCCACGUGGUAAGAUCCUCCAAGCUGCUUUAGAAGUAACAAUGAAGAAUAUGGACGUUUUUAAUAUAAAGCCUGUUUUUUUGUCUUUUAUUGUUGUUGAAAUGGGAUUCACAGAGUAUUUGAAAAAUGUGUAUAUAUUAAGAGGUCAUAGGGGUUAAUUGCUGGCUGGCUGCCUUUCGCUGUGGAGUUUUGUGACCUGGUUUAACAGUAAAUGGACCCAGCCGCUUGGCCCCAGAACUGUACAAUAUUGUGGCUGCACUUGCUCUAAGAGUAGUUGAUGUUGCAUUUUCCUUAUUGUUAAAAACAUGUUAGAAGCAAUGAAUGUAUAUAAAAGCCUCAACUAGUCA
Messenger RNA from Mandrillus leucophaeus (drill), 4692 nucleotides. RefSeq names its product B-cell CLL/lymphoma 2 (gene BCL2). The record is from RefSeq and is a predicted model, not a curated record. Gene Ontology annotation, biological process: intrinsic apoptotic signaling pathway in response to DNA damage; negative regulation of intrinsic apoptotic signaling pathway; extrinsic apoptotic signaling pathway in absence of ligand. Bases 1035 to 1754 code for a protein of 239 amino acids. Gene Ontology annotation, cellular component: mitochondrial outer membrane. Gene Ontology annotation, molecular function: protein heterodimerization activity; protein homodimerization activity. The transcript has 3 exons. NCBI's taxonomy places the organism in Eukaryota, Metazoa, Chordata, Mammalia, Primates, Cercopithecidae.